Messenger RNA from Aphidius gifuensis, 1812 nucleotides. Its product is annotated as UNC93-like protein MFSD11. The record is from RefSeq and is a predicted model, not a curated record. The transcript is spliced from 2 exons. Lineage: Eukaryota; Metazoa; Arthropoda; Insecta; Hymenoptera; Braconidae. The coding region runs from base 373 to 1755 and encodes 460 amino acids.
AUGAAAGUAAUAUGGAAUUCGAUUCACGUUUUGUUUUUUUUUUUUAAUAAAAAUCUUUGUAUGUUUAUCUUACUUUUUUAUUGUUCUGUCUUUGUUUAUCUUGUGUCUACUUGUUUGAAAAUAUAAAACCCCCCUACGCAAUUAUGACUCUCUCUCUUGGCUUGUUAUAUUUUUUUUACGGAAGCUAACAAAAUAUUUUAGCUUUUACUUAUAACGCGACCUUUCAACAACAACGUAAUCAUUAAUAGUGUCGUACAUGAUAUAAAAAAAAAAAAUAUAUAAUUUGUUGUUAAAUUUUAUUAUAAACAUACGGGUGAUUUAGAAAAUUAAAUUGUAUUUAUUGUUGCAUUUUUUUUGACGGAUUAAAUAAACAUGGAAUUUGACAGGAGCUUUUUAAAUGUCAUUAUGUUAAGUUUUGGUUUUAUGCUCGUUUUUACGGCAUUUCAAACAAUGGGUAAUAUUGAGAAAACAAUAUUGGAAAGUAUUAAACAAGAUGACAAAACAUUUGAUGGUGAUGGAUAUCAAAGUUUAGCAAUAAUAUAUGCAGCAUUAGCAGCAUGUAAUUGGCUAGCACCAUCAUUUAUAUCAAUGACUGGACCACGUGUUGCAAUAUUUAUUGGUUCAUGUUGUUAUGCAUUUUUCAUUGGUACAUUUUUAAUACCAAGUUCAACUUUAUUAUACAUUGCAUCAGGUAUACUUGGUUUUGGUGGAAGUUUAUUAUGGACUGGUCAUGGUAUUUAUUUAACUAAAAAUUCAGAUUCUGAAACAAUGUCACGUAAUUCAAGUUUAUUUUGGGCAAUAUUUCAAUCAUCAUUAUUUGCUGGUAAUUUAUUUGUAUUUUUUAUGUUUAAUGAGCCAAAAAUUGAUGAACCAACAAGAAAAUUAGUAUUUUCUGUUUUAUUAAGUUUAUCAAUAAUUGGUACCAUGAUGUUAUUAUUUUUACGUAAACCACCAUAUUUAUUAUCACUUGGUGAAGCUGAGGGUGUAUCAAGUGCUGAUAAAGAAUUAGCAUUACCAGAACAAAAAAAUGAUAAAAAUAUAUUAACAGCAUGGUAUGCAUUUAAAGAAGCAAUAUUAUUAUUUUUAACAUGUAAAAUAAUGUUAUUAUCAUUGACAUUUAUAUAUACCGGUUUGGCAUUGACAUUUUUUUCUGGUGUUUAUUCAUCAAGUAUUGGUUUUACAAUUGGCAUGGGUGAUAAAAGAAAAAGUUUAAUUGGUUUAUCUGGUAUAUUUAUUGGUAUUGGUGAAGUUAUUGGUGGUAUUAUAUUUGGUAUAUUAUCAACAAAACAAAAUACAUUUUGUAAAUUAAGUGGUUGGAAAAUUGUUAUUGUUGGAUUUUUAUUUAGUUUAUUUGCUUAUAUUACAAUAUUAUUAAAUUUACCAAAUAAUUCACCAUUUAAUGAUACAAAUGACACGGGAUUUAUAAAUCCAUCACCAAUAUUAGCAAUGAUUGGAAGUUUUACACUUGGUUUUGGUGAUGCAUGUUAUAAUACACAAAUUUAUGCAUUACUUGGUGUUAUUUAUUCAAAAGAAUCAGCACCAGCAUUUGCAUUAUUUAAAUUUUGUCAAUCAAUUGCUGCUGCAAUUAGUUUUGUUUAUAGUACUCAUAUUGGUCUUCAUGUACAAUUAACAAUUCUAUUUAUAUCAAUGAUACUUGGUACUUGUUCAUUUUGUUUUAUCGAAAUACGUCAUUCACGUAGAAAAAAUAGUUUAGAUAUUAUUAAUCCUGCACUUGCUGAAAGUGUCAGUAAUUAAAUUAAAUUUAUUAUAUUUUUUAUUACAAAAAUAUAAAUGUCAUAAUAUUUUUUUAAU